AUGACAGGCGAUCUAGAAAUUCCAGCGAAGUUCGAACUUCGCGACCGCUAUAAUCGAACAGAUCUUUGGCAUGCCGUCUCCGAAUGCAAUGUGGCAGAGGUAAAAUUGCUGCUGAAGAGCGGAAGAGAUGCACUUGCGGCGGAUCGCGAUCGAGUCACACCGCUCAACUGUGCAAUUAUGCGAAACAACAUUUUGAUAACACGACUCCUGUUGAAGCAUCUGAGAGCCGUUUAUUCCAUGACAACAUUCCUGGACGACAAAGAUGUCAACGGUGCCGAGCUGCCACUGUGUCUGGCCGCUGAAUUUGAACGCACGCAAAUGAUAGAUCUGUUACUCGAAUUUGGUGCGGAUGUCAAUGCAGCGAACCAACGUGGACACACUCCGUUAUAUCAGGCGGCAGAUCAGGGGCGUUUGACGGCCGUGGAAUUGCUCCUUGAACAGCAAGGCAUCAAUCUGCAGGCACAGGAUCAUUCAGGAUCUACUGCUCUUCAUGUUGCUACAAAACGGAACCACAUUUCUAUUGUGAAUCUGCUUUUAGCCAACCCGAAUGUUGAUAUCAACUGCAAAGAUAAGCACGGAAACACACCCCUCUGGUGGUCUACUCGACUGAAGCAUGAUAACAUCUCCACCCGACUGCUAGCUGAGGAUGGUGUGGAUCUCAAUGCUGUCGGUUGGAAGAGCGGCCUAUCUACAACAUCUCUCUAUCAUGCCGUAGAAAGACAGAACUAUUCGGUUGCGAAACGAAUUGUCGAAAAAAGGGAGUUAAACCCAAACAUCCUCGGGUGUUUCCGUUGGACACCUCUCGGUCACGCUGCGCGCGACGGCAAUGUAGACAUGGUGGAGUUACUGCUUCGGAGAGACGAUAUUCGAAUUAAUGCAGUAGACCCGGGCGAGGAUUCACCGCUUUGGCUUGCUACGAAGUGUGGUAGAACCAAGGUGGUCGGUCUCCUACUGCAGCAGGGCAACCGAGUGAACAUCAACUGUCGAAACAACAAAGAGAGCGAAACCGCCCUGUCAGCGGCCGCUGGUUCCGGAGAUCUUCACACUGUGAAGCUGAUUUUGAGGGAUGCCCGAACAGAUCUCAAUGCAGUGGACAAGUCGGGCAAGACUGCCAUAUGGCACGCUGAUUCAAAGGGGCAUCUUCAAGUCGUGAAGGAGCUUCUGAAGGAUCCAAGGCUUUCCUGCGAUCCGGAAUCUAUUGCUUCGGUGGCGGUCAACCACUAG
Penicillium canescens is the source of this 1224-nucleotide messenger RNA. RefSeq names its product ankyrin repeat domain-containing protein. The record is from RefSeq and is a predicted model, not a curated record. Lineage: Eukaryota; Fungi; Ascomycota; Eurotiomycetes; Eurotiales; Aspergillaceae. The transcript is spliced from 2 exons. The coding region runs from base 1 to 1224 and encodes 407 amino acids. Gene Ontology annotation, molecular function: protein binding.